CUCAUCACAAUAAUUCUCUCAUCACACACACAGCUCUUGAAAACACAUCGUAAAGCAACUUAAAGCUCAAUUUCGAAUUUCGAAACUUCUGUUUAUUAUUUACGUUAACUGUUCAACCGAUUUAAGGCUAACUAUGGCGGAAGAGUACAAGAACAACGUCGCGACAGAAGAGCCAUCAACGACGACGACGCCAGAGAUUAAGGAACGGGGAAUGUUCGAUUUCUUGAAGAAAAAGGAGGAAGUGAAACCUCAAGAGACGAAUACUCUCGCGUCUGACUUCGAGCACAAGACUCAGAUCUCUGAACCAGAGCCGUUCGUGGCGAAACACCAAAAAGAGGAAGAGAAGGAGCAUAAGCCUACCCUCCUCGAGCAGCUUCACCAGAAACACGAGGAGGAAGAAGAGAACAAGCCAAACCUUUUCGAAAAACUCCACCGAUCCAACAGCUCUUCUUCUUCUUCGAGCGAUGAAGAAGGUGAAGACGGUGAGAAGAGGAAGAAGAAGAAGGACAAGAAAAAGAUCCUCGAAGGAGAUGCGAAAACAGAGGAAGAGAACCAAGGAGUGAUGGAUAAGAUCAAGGAUAAGUUUCCACACGGCGUGAAAACAGAGGGUCAUGAUGUACCAGUCGUCACCAACAUGCCAGCACCACAUCCAGUAGAGCAUCAAAAACCAGAAGAAGAAGAGAAGAAAGGGCUAAUGGAUAAGAUCAAGGAGAAGCUUCCUGGCCACAGCAAGAAACCAGAGGAAUCACAGGUCGUCAACACCACACCGUUGGUUGAAACAGCAACACCGAUUGCUGAGCAUCCGGAGGAGAAGAAGGGAUUUAUGGAAAAGAUCAAGGAGAAGCUUCCAGGUUACCACGCCAAGACAGAGGAAGAGAAGAAAGAAAAGGAGUCUGCUUAAGAAAAUGAUAAGAACAAAUGAAUAAUGUGAUGUGGGAGUGGCCGAGUGGGACAUUUGUUGUGUUUUUGUUAUCAUACUCUCUUUUCUUUAAUUUUAAGCUUUUCUCCAAAUUUAUGUAUUAUUUGUGUUUUAAUCUAAAAAAAUUGGCUUUUUAAUAUAAGGCAUCAUU
This is a messenger RNA of Camelina sativa (false flax), 1070 nucleotides long. Its product is annotated as dehydrin ERD10. Lineage: Eukaryota; Viridiplantae; Streptophyta; Magnoliopsida; Brassicales; Brassicaceae. The record is from RefSeq and is a predicted model, not a curated record. Gene Ontology annotation, biological process: response to abscisic acid; cold acclimation; response to water deprivation. Gene Ontology annotation, cellular component: cytosol; membrane.